GGAGAAUCCCAUAUGAUGUUUUCCAUGCUAGAAUGCGGAGGGCAACAGAAUUCGCAAGACUCUCCGUCGCCCACCGCCGCGCAAUAACUUCAUCAUCUCUGCACCAAACGCCACCGCCACUCUCUCUAGCGGCGGACAAAUGCCAAUCGAUGGACCAGCUGAAGCAAAUACAUGCCCAGAUGAUUACCACCGCCCAAAUUCAAGACGCCUUCGCCGCCAGCCGCCUAAUCAACUUCUGCGCUCUCUCCGAUUCCGGAGACCUCAGCUACGCCCUCAAACUGUUCGCCGACAUCCCCGCGCCGAACACGUUCAUUUGGAACACACUGAUCAGAGCUCACGCCAUCAGCUCGAACCCCGCCGCCGGCCUGCUGCUCUACUCCGAAAUGCGGAGGCGAGGCAUCGCGCCGGGUAAACACACGUUCCCUUUCGUUCUCAAAGCUUGCGCGAAUUCAAAACUGGUGAGAUGCGGCGAGCAGAUUCACGGCCACGUGCUGACAUUCGGGCUGGAUUGCGAUUCGCACGUUGCGAAUGCUCUGAUACGAGCGUAUUCAGUGUCUGAGCGGAUCGGCGACGCGCGGAGGGUGUUCGACGAAACGCCUGAGAGAAAUCUGAUCGUUUGGACUACGAUCAUAUGCGGCUACGCCCAGAAUAAUUCCGCCGAGGAAGCGAUCGCGCUGUUCCACGCCAUGGUUUCGGAAGGAUUUGAACCCAGGGGAGUUGUUCUGGCGUCAGUUUUGUCGGCGUGCGCGCAGUCGGCGUGCUGGUCAUUGGGGGAGGAGAUUCACGUGUACAUGGAGGAGAAAAGGGUGGAAAUGAACGUGAUUCUUGGAACUGCGUUGAUCAACAUGUAUGCCAAGAACGGAGCUUUGGUCGAAGCGCGGCGAUUGUUUGAUGGAUUGAGAGAGAGAAACGUGGCGACUUGGAACGCCAUGAUUUGUGGGCUGGCCCUCCACGGCCGAGCCGAUGAAGCCAUCGAUUUGUUCGGAGAAAUGGGGGUGAAGCCUAACGGCAUCACUCUUCUGGGAGUUCUGUGUGCAUGCUGCCAUGCAGGGAUGAUAGAUUUUGGGAGGGAAGUGUUCUACUCCAUGGAGAGGGUGUACGGGGUGAAGUCUAACCUGAAGCACUACGGGUGCAUGGUGGAUCUACUGGGGCGGGGCGGACAGAUUUUGGAGGCGGAGAGUCUCAUCAGAGGGAUGGCGUGGGAGCCGGAUGUGGCGAUUUGGGGGGCGUUGUUGACGGCCUCUAAGAGUUGGGGGAAUAUUGAGGUGGCGGAGAGAGCGGUGAGGGAGAUUCAACGCUUGGAUCCAAGGAAUCAUGGGGUGCAUGUUGUGUUGUCGAAUAUGUAUGCGGAGGUGGGGCGAUGGGAGGAUGUGGUGCGGCGGAGGAAGGGGAUGAAGGAGGAGAGUUUGAAGAAGACGGCCGGCUGGAGCACGGUCGGUGGCCGGGAUUAGAAGACGGCCCACGUUUUGUGAUUCAAACUCGUAUCUAAUGACAUAUUUGUGAUUAUAUUGAUAUUUGCGGUGUUUUGUUAAGUAUAAUAUGACCCAUCCGACAAAUCAAGAUCUGUCGAACCGUGUCACACGAGACUUUCCUACCUAAGUAAAACGAUGUUAGAGCACAAUGCUGGAAAAAAAAUGUUGUGAUUACUAAAGAUAUCAAAUUUAGAGAUGAUGUUGCAAUUGCAAUAAUUGAAAAUUAUUGUGAAGAUUGCAAAUAUCGACCUAGAGAGAAGUGUGUAAGUGGGAAAACAUGGUGAUAUUAUAUUUGUUUGAUUUGAAGACGUUUACCAGACAGGAGGGCCCAGUCCUUGUUUAUCACAUGCACCUCAUGCAGUUGUCCCCAAACAGACUGUUUUACCUAUGCAUUCUUCGGAAAUUGUCAACGCUUGAUUUAGUCAAAGCUCAGGGAAAGAGACUUGCACCUUCUUGCAAAUAAGCCAACUAUUAGUUUCUCUUCUUAUUUACUUCAUCUCAGAGUUAAGAGUUAAGAGACAACUUGAAGUCUACAGAGAGAGAGAGAAUUCAGAUGAAGAUAAGGACUAUUUUCAUCACAUGCAUCUGGCUAGCUAUUGCUUCAGCAGAUAAUCUGCAGAAUUCAGAUUUCGAGCUCCCACCAACUAACUGGAAUGAAAGCUCCUCUGCAUUCUAUACACUGAACGGCAGUAGCAUUCCGGGAUGGACACAUGACGGUGCAGUGCAGUAUGUCACGGCAGGAGCUGAGCUGUCGCUGCCACGAAAUGGGCAUGCUAUACUGCUGCAAGAAGAUGGCAAAAUCAACCAAACUUUUGUCGCUAAUGGCGAAGAAAUGCAGUACCUUUUAACCUUCACUCUGGGCAGGAGGGAUCAGAACUGCACUGCCAAUGCAAGCCUUGUGGUUUCGGCGCCAGAUAGUUCUGCUCAGUUUUCAUUGACGCUGAAGUAUGGGAAAGAAUCAUGGGAGGUUUAUGGGCAUCAGUUGGGAAGCUGGGGAGGGGGAGAAUCUGUAAACUUAGUUCUAGAAAGUCAAGAUAUUGAUGCAGAAGCCAAUUCCACAUGUUGGCCCAUCGUCGACACCGUUAUGUUGAGCACCAUGGGAUCACUCAAACAAGGGGAUGAUAAUCUGCUGCCAAAUGGUGGAUUCGAGCUCGGGCCAGCUUUCCCAGAUUUUUCCAAUGAAGGAGUUCUAUUGGAUUCAGAACCGAGUCUGACUGAAUCUGCUCUGCAGCAAUGGACUGUAACGGGGACUGUGAAGUACAUAGAUGCAAAAAACUUCUUUGUCCCAGAAGGCAAGGCUGCUGUUGAGAUUGUAUCAGGAGUCUCUGCAGGGGUGCAAACAGCUAAACAACUCAACCAAGGAUCAGAUUACAACUUGGAAUUCAUGCUGGGAGAUGCAAACGAUUCCUGCUCAGGGGAUCUUGUCGUAGGGGUUGCAGCAGGAUCAUCGGUGCAGAAUUUCACUAUCCAGAGCAACGGGACAGGUUCAGCCAAGAAAUAUGCCAUGACAUUCAAGGGUGCCGGGCCAAGUCCAACCUCGAUAAGCUUUCUGAGCUACACAACCAGACAGAGAGACGAUGGUGUAUUCUGUGGUCCUGUCAUUGAUGGUGUAGUUCUAAAAGUUUCUAAUGGGCACAAAUCAUAUAUGCAAUUUUCCUUCCUAAUAACACUGCUCCUUGCAACAAUUCUGAAAUUAGGCCAGCUAGUGUAGCCAGAUAUUAGUUCCCAGAAAGUUUUCGUCAUUUUGUAUUUGCUUUUGUACUUUUGGUUGAAAUUUGGAAGAGAGCUUUCUGAAUCUUUUUGGUUGAAA
Molecule: messenger RNA, 3282 nt
Organism: Salvia miltiorrhiza (redroot sage)
Lineage: Eukaryota; Viridiplantae; Streptophyta; Magnoliopsida; Lamiales; Lamiaceae
Product: protein DUF642 L-GALACTONO-1,4-LACTONE-RESPONSIVE GENE 2
Exons: 3
Coding region: 2026-3183 (385 amino acids)
Source: RefSeq, a predicted model, not a curated record